AUGAGAGUGCUCGCAGUCGUAUUCGCCGCUCUCGCGGCAGCCGUCGCCGCCUCCGAGGAGGAAUUGCCUUCCAUCUAUGGCAUGCAGGCCCUGAAGAUCACCUGCGACAGCAAGUCGAAGUUCGAUUUCGUGGUGCAGCACCACGGCGAGCGCGGCUACGAUUUCCUGCGCGUGCCGCGCGCGCUCAACUCUGACAUCGAGGUGCUCGUCGCCGCCGAGCAAAUCGCUGAUUUCAAAGCCGAGCUGGCCGCGCGCGCCAUCAACUUCGAGGUGCUCGUCGCCGACGCCAGCAAGGUGAUCGAGCGCGAGCUUGGCCUUAACCGACGUGCCCGUAUGAUGCGCGCCCGCAGCGCCGGCAUCUCGCUCAAGGCCUUUCCACGUUACGAUGAGAUAAAAGCCUACGUCGAGAAUUUGACCCAUGAGUACGGUGACUUCGUGUCGAUGUUCACGAUCGGCCAGAGCUACGAAGGUCGUGACAUCGUCGGCGCGAAAUUCAGCGCCGGUCCAGGUGACAAGCCAGCGCUCCUGAUCGACGCCGGUAUUCACGCGCGUGAAUGGAUCGCACCUACCACCGCGCUCUACGCCAUCAAACAGCUCGCUGAGAAUUCCAGCACCCACUACCUUUUCGACAACAUUGACAUCUACAUCAUUCCUGUGCUGAACCCCGAUGGUUACGAAUACACUCAACAGAGCCCCUCGACUCGCAUGUGGAGGAAAACCCGUUCGAAGACCACCAGAUCGUGUACCGGUGUCGACGCCAACCGUAACUUCGGUCUCGAAUGGAUGACCGUUGGAGCUUCGUCCAACCCAUGCAGCGACAUUUACGCUGGGACUGAGGCCUUCUCUGAGCCCGAGACUGCUGCCCUAAGAGAUUUUGUGUUGGGACUCAAGAGCGUCAAAACUUACCUUACUUUCCAUUCUUACGGACAAUACUUACUCCAUCCAUGGGGAUUCACCUCUAAGCUUCCAAGUAAUGAACCAAUUCUCAGAUGUGUCGCUGAAAAAGCCGAAUCUGAGCUUAGCAAGUUGAGAGGCACUCAUUACGAGAUCGGUAGCUCUACCAACGUUUUAUACGCAGCAUCCGGUGGCAGUGACGACUGGGUAAUGGGGGUAGGUGGCGCCGAUUUGUCAUAUACUGUCGAGCUUCCAGGUGGUUAUUUUGGAUUCGCACCACCACCGCGUGAGAUUAUUCCCGUCGGUCGUGAAACUUUCGAGGCUAUCAAGGUCUUCGCUAAGUACACCGAGGGCAACCUCGCCGAAUGCUAAUCGAGAUCUGGCACGACUGACUUUUUAUUCGAUUGUUAUUUAUAAUUUUCGCGUUGAAAGAUAAGAUGUUUUACAAUAAAUUGUUUUUCUUUUCGCUAAUUUUACGAUCAAAGCAAGUACUGACUUUAAAUUUUGCAAAAGAUUACACUUCGGAUACCGAAAAAAUACAAAGACCAUUUUUUUUAAAUUACAAAAUAAUAUUUCAUCGCACGCCGAACACGCUACUUUUUUUCACAAUAUAUAUUA
Phymastichus coffea is the source of this 1512-nucleotide messenger RNA. Its product is annotated as carboxypeptidase B-like. Lineage: Eukaryota; Metazoa; Arthropoda; Insecta; Hymenoptera; Eulophidae. The transcript is spliced from 8 exons. Gene Ontology annotation, biological process: proteolysis. Gene Ontology annotation, molecular function: metallocarboxypeptidase activity; zinc ion binding. The coding region runs from base 1 to 1266 and encodes 421 amino acids. The record is from RefSeq and is a predicted model, not a curated record.